Molecule: messenger RNA, 372 nt
Organism: Parnassius apollo (apollo)
Lineage: Eukaryota; Metazoa; Arthropoda; Insecta; Lepidoptera; Papilionidae
Source: the annotation of a GenBank genome assembly
AUGUCAACGCAGCGGACUUCGCCCGGCUCUCGUCAGCAUCUGGAUAUACAAAAUGCUACAAUGCAUUACAACUCAGACUCAGCCCUUAACACUUCAAGUAACCCUGAUUCGGAUGACAAUAAUUAUAUUAAGAUUACAAAGAGUCUUAAACGUACGUUAGGCGAUCUCCCAUUUCAACUUUUGUCGUCCAUCUCUGAAAUCAAAGUAAUGUUUGCUGAGCUUAAAACUCAACAAGAUCAGAAAUUUGAGUUACUGAAUACCGCCCUCAUGACCAUAGUGACCCAAAAUCAAGAAAUUCAAAAAUCUGUUGAGACUUACUUACCAACAUCAAGUUUUAUUAUCAAAAAUAAAUCAUUUAGAGCUAGAAAAUAA